ACAGCUGGUUUGAAUGUGACAGCUGGUUUGAAUGCGAUGGCUGGUUUGAACGUGACGGCUGGUUUGAAUGUAACAGCUAGACAGCUGGAAAGAAUAGAACAACUGGAACCAACAGAACUCACCUGGAAAACCUGGAACACCAAAACACCUGGAACACCCAAAACACCUGGAACUGAAAACAACAGAAUUGUGACGGCUGAAACGAAUGGGAUGGCUGGUUUGAAUGCGACGAUUGGAACGAAUAGAACAACUAGAGCCGACAGAACUAUGAUUACGGUGAAAAAAAUCUUAUCAACUACUUGGUCACAAAUUUCAAAACAAGCAAUUUUGAAUUUUGGACGUCCAAUUGCAUAUUGUGAAACAAUGCCUCUUUAUCAAAGGAAACAAAUUCCUCCCAUUCCUGCUCCAAAGCUAGAUGUUUCCGAGCAUGGUGAUCGUAACGUUUGGAUAAUUCCGUACACCUCUGAAAUCUUUAUUAAAUAUGAGUAUCCUUUAACAGAUUAUUUGGCACGCAUUUCACUUUAUAACCGGCCUAUUUGGCAAUGUGCGCUAACGGGUAAACAAGGACUUACUUAUAAAGAAGCACUUGAUAGCGAGAACACGCAUAGAGAAGCGUUACAUGAAAAGUUCCCAGAGGGUUUGAAACGUCAAAUAUUGGAGUUUGUUCAAUUUCAAACGGAAAGGUUAGAUGUCCUUGUGAAUAGAAUAUUUGAAACGUAUAGAGAUCAAUAUGCUCUCGGUGAAAUUGUAUAUGUAUUAUUAGACGGGAAAAAAACCAAGGCAAAGAUAGCGGACGUUAAAUUUGAUGACGCGAACGAAGAAAUGAGCUCUUCUGGGGCAAAGGCAAGUAGCUCUAAGUCUCGCAAAGCCGUGUCUUCGCAAAUUACCUAUCGUGUACAAAUGUUAGACGAAGGCGGAAACGCAUUGAGACAAAAAAGCAGUAAGAAAUACAUAACAAAGACCUUUGCUGGAGGCGAAGCCAUGAGCCGUGUGGAUAAGUUAUCAUUUACAAAGACUCUUAUUCGUCAGUUCAUUAAAGAGUCUGCGACUAAGAGUACAUAUGUUCGUGCGCCGUGGCUAAUAAAAAAAAGCAUAGCAAAAAAAUAUGGAAUGUCGACGAAGCUUCCGGAAGACCUACAGAAAGCCAAAGAUGAGGCUAUCGAAAAAAGCAAAAAACGCAAGAUUUCAUCACGUGAUGUACCAGCGAAAAAAUCAAAGAACAAUAAAGGAACUAGUAGUAAUGUACGAGAUUCAAAGAAGCAAGAAUCUGCAUACGCGGACAAGAGAUUGAAGGAAAAGGAAGAGCAAAAACGUUUAAAGGCUGAGGCAAAGAAAAUCAAAUACCCAAUAGAGGAUUUGGAAGUAUCACUUGAUAAAAAUUUACUUCAAAAGAGACCUUUAUUAAGUCAAGAGUUUAAAGUUCCACAAAACUCUGUAGGAACUUUAUUGAUGAUUUGGAAUUUUUUGUCAAUAUUCGGGAAGCCACUUGGCUUGUCGUUUUGUACACUCGAUGAUUUUGAAACAUCACUUUGCCAUAAUAUGUCAAAUCCUCGGUGCUAUUUAGUUAUUGAAACGCACGUAGCGUUAUUAAAUGCAAUCAUAAAAGAUCAACUGCUCUUCAAAGGCAAAAAACGUCAAACAACGUCUCGUAAUACCGCUGUUAGAGAUAGUAUGAAGAAUGAGUCCGAUAGUGAUCCAACACAAACGGAUCAAGCUAAUGAUGAAAGUGCAACAGGUUCAGCCUGGGAAAUUUUAAAUGAAUUAGGAAGAAGAUGGGAUAAGAGAAUCAUAUCGCCUGGUGAUGGGCGGAGAGGUUGGGAGAGUGUUCUUAUUGGAUGCAUUCAACAGUUGGGCACAUAUGAAUCCAUCCCAAAUUUGGACAACAUACUUUCACAUUUGGUACCUAAUGAUCAAGCUGAUUCAGAUGAAGAUUUUGAAGAAAGUUACGCAACCCUUGAAGUAUUGGAUAAAUUGCAAAUAUUAAACUUUUUAGUUAACAUUACAACAAAAACUACCGUCAUUCAUGAUUACAUCGAUAGAUGUGCAGAAAAAUUAGUAGAGCUCAAUAAAGAAAAAAAUGACCUCAUUAAAGAGAAACGACAAGUCUCAUGCUCAUUUGCAGAAAUCUCUAAAGGUAAUCUCCCGUCAACAUCAAUUUCCAAAGUAAGCACUCUGCAUAAUACUGGAGAUGCAACAGACAAUCCUGUAGGCGAAGACUCUGAUGCAUUGAAAGCUAUAAAACGUAAAUUAGAGGAAGAUGAAAUUGCAAUACAAAAAAGGGAAGAACAAAUUGAAAAGGACAAGCGGAAAUAUGCGUUGCCACGAAUCUCACCAUUAGGACGUGAUCGCUUCUAUAAUAAAUAUUAUUACACUGACUGCAUAGGUGCCGCAGUCGGUGAAAAAUAUGGAACGGGGAGGAUUUUUGUAGAGACACCAAGCACUUAUGAUUUGCAAAUCAUGACAGAGAAAGAAGAACAACGGUUCAACAAAAGACGAAAAAUUGAGGAGGUUUCUUUUGGCUCAGGUUCUGACAAUCAAACGAAAUGGGGUUAUUAUGAUGAUAUAAGCCAGGUCGAAGAGUUAAGGCAGUGGCUUAAUACCAAAGGAAUACGGGAAUUAGCGUUGAGUAAUGAGUUGACAGCACGUUAUCAAGAUAUCUCAUUAAGCAUGAAUAAGCGGCAACAAGACAUGGCUAUAUCGUAUUCGGCUCAAGAAGUACGAAGAAGUAGACGUACUCAAGCAACACUUGCAACGCUAUCAGCACAGCCAUACAUGAAAUGGACAAAUAA
This is a messenger RNA of Cetraspora pellucida, 2789 nucleotides long. The record is from the annotation of a GenBank genome assembly. NCBI's taxonomy places the organism in Eukaryota, Fungi, Glomeromycota, Glomeromycetes, Diversisporales, Gigasporaceae.